CCCUCUCGUGAUUGCUGUUUACUGGGUCGGGUUCUGGGAAAGCGCCAGAUUGCAUCAGACAGGGCCUGAGGAGGACACGUGGCCUUAUAAGUUGGGGCCGGUGAACAGGGAGGUGUCGGGAAACCAGACACAAACAAAGCUUUUGAAGACGACACAGAGAGAGACAGCGAGAGAGAGUCAGAUACAAUGGCCUCCUUGCCGAGAGCAGCCAGCCCGGCCCGGCAGCCCCCAGGCCCAGAGGACGAAGACCCCAGCCUGGAUGAGUACGACCUCUAUAGCCUGGCUCAUUCCUACCUGGGAGUGGGAGGCCGGAAAGGUCGCACCAAGAGAGAAGCUGCCGCCAACACCAACCGUCCCAGCCCUGGUGGCCAUGAGAGGAAGCUGGUGACCAAGCUCCAGAACACGGAGCGGAAAAAGCGAGGGGCACGGUCCUGAGGCGGAGCUGGAAAUGAGGCCAGAGCCUCCGACACCACCCGGCGACGGAGACAGGACCACGGAGAAUCGGAGAAUCGGCACCUGACGGCAAGGCCCAGGCCUGCUUCCCCCCAAUUCUCUCCCCAGGACUCACCCUACCUGACUGAGGCUCUGAGGGGCCACCAAGGAAGUGCCCCCAGCCCCAGCAAAAGGGUAAGAUAGGGAGUAAGAGGCAGGGAAUGGAGAGGCACAGUCGCAAGAAAAAAAAAAAAAAGCCCCUAAAAAGAAAGACAGCUAAGAAAUUGGGCCUCCCUAAGGGUGGGAAGGACAAUAAACAAAGUACAGCUGCA
Molecule: messenger RNA, 764 nt
Organism: Odobenus rosmarus divergens (Pacific walrus)
Lineage: Eukaryota; Metazoa; Chordata; Mammalia; Carnivora; Odobenidae
Gene: NUPR1
Product: nuclear protein, transcriptional regulator, 1
Exons: 3
Coding region: 187-435 (82 amino acids)
Biological process (GO): negative regulation of cell population proliferation; negative regulation of cell cycle
Cellular component (GO): nucleus
Source: RefSeq, a predicted model, not a curated record